GGAACGUCCUGCUCUGUAAUCUCCUUCCGUAUGAUGCUAAAAGUUAAAGUUACCGUCUGUUGUUGUGAUCAAUUCGGACAUGGAUUGGAGUAUUUGCCAGAUCAUUUUUGUUUGAGAUCUAGAGCAAGGUUCGUGCACGUUCAGGACGUAGAACGUAGUAGGUGCAGAUUCUUCUAUUCCAUGCUAUUCUCGUAAUACCUCUCCCGCAGUAGAACGUGAAGGGUGCAUAUAUUUUCUUGCAAUGGAGGUUCGUGUUUGCUUUGUCGUGAAAAAUUGAAAUGAGAGCAGCACCAAUCUCCGCUUUUGUGAUUCAUUUCUCCUUGUUUUGUUCUUCUUCUUUCUUGGUAUCUAUUGAACGACGGACUACCGCGCACUCGUCAGAAGAGCGGCGUAUAAGGAAAGAUGAGUAAGCGAAAUCUUUGCACUAUGUGUCGCGGUGUCUGCGACGACAGCGAGUCCUUCUGUGCGACAUGUGCAAAGUGGUGGGAUUUUUCCUCAGAUUUUGGCAACGCCGAUCUUAAGAGCAUAGGCGCUUCUUUUGCGGGCAUCUCGUCAGAGACAGCGGAGGUAAACAGCGUCCCGGCGGCUUCUACAGAUUCGUGGCUAGAUGUGCUAAAUUUGCAGCAGCAACAGCCUUCAUCUGCAGUACCUGAGGUGUCGGUUGCUCAGGCUGCUCAGUACAAAACUUCAACGACGGCUUGGCAGCCAACGACUACGAAUUCGCACUUGAAAAGGCAACCCGGUCAGACGGAAUACCAGCAAAAAAAUGGCGGAUACGAUAACUGGCAGCCGGCCUCGACCAGUGGCUUCGAGCAGGUCUCAAAUACAGCGAAGAGGAGGAAGGUCGACGACCCCGGGGCUCAAGGAGAGGGAAUGUCGACUUUUCCAAGUUUCAAGCAAGAGCUGCCGCAAAUGAACCCUUUCGACCUAGCGACCCCGCGGUCCUCGGCAGUGGAUCUAACACCAGCUUCAAGCAUCAGGAGCGCGCCACCUGCACUUUCCACGUCUACUUUCCCUUUCGGCAUGAGUAAAAGGGCGCCUCCUUUUGAGCUUACUUCGAGCAAAGACAGCACUAAGGUCGGGGCCGAUCCGAGCAAGAAAGGCGAUGGCAAAAAGGGACUACCCGGAAAGGCCAACUUCGAUGGCAAAAAAGGGAUGGGCAAACAGAAAAAUAUAUGUGGCAAGAAUAAGAAAGGUGGUUAUUCUUAUUCGUAUGACGAGGAUUACAAAGAACACGAAGAUUACUCAGCCGCUCAGGUGUUGAGCAAAUUUGAAUCGGACUAUCAAAAAGUGAAGACACAAGUGGAAGAGAGGGGAUACCAGCCUCCCGAAGGACGGUUUCUUGGCCGUUUUGUGGAAUUUAAAGCAAAGUUCGGUUUCAUUCGUGCUCACCCGUACUUUCACCGGAACAAAGACCCUGCAACAGGCGCUCCGCCUCCAUACCCACUUCCAGAAGAUACGGGGUCCAAAGACAUCUUUGUGCUGCUGACCGAGUGCACCCGUGGCCUGCGAAAGUUCGAACCGUUUCAGGCGGAAACGUCGCAGGAAUUCAUUGCCCGUUCCGAUCGGCGGUACUUGGACGUGAAUACAAUCGACACCACACAGGUCACGGAGUACCUAGCAAGACACCAGGAGGAGAUCUGCGUUCUUUUCUCCAUGGAGCAGAGCACUCGUACUGGGGUUAAGCAGAAGGCAAUGGCGGUAGCCCUCGAAUUUCUCUGGUGCGAUCCCAAGACGAGUCUCCCCCUCACGGUGCAGCCGGAGCCAGUCAAGGUGCCGGACGAUCCUGUCCCUGAAGGCAAAUCGGCUUCGGCCCCGGAGGCCGCGGACUACGAAAAGCUGCACGAUGGGUACGUGGUAACCUGGAAAAAGCAUCCAACUACAGGGGGUUUCGGGUAUCUGCGCUGCAUUGACCUCUACGCGAGGCUGGGGUGCGACGUUUUCGUGAAGGGAGCGACGAUUAACACGACACUGAGUGAACACAUAUAUCGCUACGCCAGCAAACAGCAUGUCAAAGGAAGUGCGUUGUCGUACGAUCCGACGCGGAUGCAAGAGGUGCUGCAUUUGAUGAAUGUACGAGCUAUGCCAGCACUGUGGAAUGACAGUGCGGGAAAAUACCUCGAAAAAUGGCGUGUGAAAGCGCAGUUUAAAAUCCACCAGCCAAGAAGAGAUGCCAAGCCCGAAGCGUGGCACGUUACCAUCUCUGAGUGAGAUUGUCAAGCAUGACUAGUGCGUCGAAAACGUCCCUUUUCCGACGAGAUUCAACGCUACUUCUAUAUAAAGUGGUAAGUAUUUGUUUUUGUAUGACAAGAGGUAGAGUAAAUAACCCACUAGUACCACGACGAGUGUUCCUAUCCCUGCUUCAAUCACCUUUGAUGAUGACUCCCUGAUUAUACCUAUCCGGAGCAUAGCGAUAGCGGUCGACCUGAGGAU
Messenger RNA from Amoebophrya sp. A25, 2433 nucleotides. NCBI's taxonomy places the organism in Eukaryota, Dinophyceae, Syndiniales, Amoebophryaceae. The record is from the annotation of a GenBank genome assembly.